GCCGAAGUGAGUUACCUUCCUGGUCUCGGUAUUCCAACACGAUGCUGACUUUGUUGAUCCUUGGGCUGCUUUGCAAGGCACAGAUGGCCUUCUCUGGAGCCGAUCCUCGCCUCCGUACACGCUUUCUCACUUGGGGCGACAAGAGGCCGGCUUCUGGUGCGGUUGCCGCUCAGCAAAUCGGCAAUAACGUCAUCCGGAGCGGCAACCAGACACUGUGGGAACCUGCGCCAGGUGAUACCCAGACGUGCCCUCCAGCUUAGCGCUGCUUUUCUGUGGAUUGUCCUCUGGUUGGUUUGUGCGUGCAGGACCUCAGAGGGAGCAGGACGACUGCAUCAAGAGCCAAGCUGGGACGUGCUGUGGGCUCGUCGUCGGGCAGUUCUUGAUGGAAGGCGGCCAAUCCCUAGCCAUCGAAGUCGAUCUGGUACAGACAGACGGAAAGGUUCCUCACCGCAGGAGUUGCUGUCAACACACGUAUCUCCGCAGAACGACGCUGCCGACAAAAACGCCUCGAGGGUGAUAAUUGCUGCGGACACGGCAACAGGAGGUAGGUAUGAGGAGGUAAUGAACCGAUAAAGACAGCCACACUGAUGUGUGUCUCCGUGCUCUAUUUCCCUUCCCCCACAGAGGCCGAUAUAUUUGUCGAUGUCGAUGGGUCGGUGGAACUAGAAGCAAACGAGGAUUGUUGACAUUGUCUACCUACGUCUUCCCUCCCUCUCCUCGAUCAAUUGUGUGCAGGGCCUUCUACGAGAGCUCCACCAAUCCGACUGACGACUCUCGCAACUUUGAAGACUAUGUCAGCGUGCCUGUGACGGAAGGUGACAGUCUUUCCGCAGACGUUGUGGCGAUCGGCGGUCAGCCCGCUGACGUGGUGAGCGCGUGUGCCGCAGACAGUGCGAAAGACGCGACAAGCAUUACAAAAGACUCAUGCAGCAAACGCCUCCGUGCCGUGCGUGUGGUUGUAUUCAUACCAUGCAGUUCAUAUCUGUCUUUCCAGACGUUGACGGCUGCAUCCCGGCGCCGGCCUGUCCGCCAGGGGCCCUCUUCUGUCUCGCUGGUGGGGGCGGAUGGGAUGGAGACAGAGAUUUUGAAGAGCCGGACCGACGCACGCUGGGCGUCGACCGUCUUUGAUCAAUCGAUCGACGUAGGAAGCUGCCUCCCUGCCUUCAUGCUUGGCUGCUUGGCUGCCGUACUCUCACUUACCCCUCAUUGCUGCUUACCUAUCCAUAAUGUGCGUGUAUGUGUAUUUGUGUGUGUGCGUGUGCGAGCGUCUUUUGAUUGAUAAGUUCAUCUAGUCAGCACUCUAUCCGAAUGUCUGUUACUUCUCAUCGACCGGGAGACGACGUCUGUAGGACACACAUGCUUUGUGGGCGAGAAGCCUUAGACUCCACACCCUUGCUGUCUGUGUAUUGGUUCGUGUCUUUGCGAGAGGGAGGCGUCUAUCUGUGUGGAUUUUGCAUGCAGAUAGAGGCAUAUGCCCGGAGACAGUGUAGCUGCACUUCUGCGUGUGGGGAUCGAUGGGAAGUCACUCUUGUAUCGUGUUUCUUUUGCCGUAUGCGACUGUCAGCAACCAAGUCAGUGUUCUUCCUACUCGAUUGGAGACAAUAGCUGUUGGACACGUCAGUGCACCACACAUGAAGUGUGUGCGAGCCAUUGAUCAUGGUGGAUGAGUGAGACCUUACGAAAGACUAUCAUCAAGGCGUUCAUGUUGUU
Molecule: messenger RNA, 1710 nt
Organism: Vitrella brassicaformis
Lineage: Eukaryota; Vitrellaceae
Source: the annotation of a GenBank genome assembly